AUGGAACCCAGCGCAGCGGAACCCCGGCACUGCGCCUCGGAGCCGGGCCCCGGGCUGGAGAGCAGCGCCCUGCAGGGCACGGAGCUCGCCCCCCGCAGAGCCGCCAGCCGCUCCCCGACCUGCGCCCGCUGCCGCAACCACGGCGUCACGGCCCACCUCAAGGGCCACAAGCGCCUGUGCCUCUUCCAGACCUGCGAGUGCCACAAAUGCGUCCUCAUCCUGGAGCGCCGCAGGGUCAUGGCCGCCCAGGUGGCCCUGCGCCGGCAGCAGGAGGCGCAGCUGAAGAGGCAGCUGGCUCAGGGGCUGCUGCGCGGAGGGACGGCCCCUCCCAAAGCCCCCGGCCGCGUCCAGAAGGGCGCUGCGCCGCCGCCGGGGGUCCCCUCUGGUAAGGAGAACAUCGCGCCGCAGCCGCAGCCCCACCACGGGGCAGUCCCGCUGACGCUGACGCCCCCCGGGAAGGAGAACACCCGUGGGCCUCUGCUGCUCAGCCGGCCCCCGGAAGCCUUGCCUUUGCCGUGGACUGCGGUGCCCCCCGGCCCUUGGGCCCCUGGCCCCUGGCUGCCUCCGGGCCUCUCCAUGCCGCCCCCGGUGGUGUGCCGCCUGCUCUGCCAAGAAUCAGGGGUCCCCCUGCAUCCGUUCCCUGCCUUCGACGCUGGCGCCUCUCUCCGGCUGCCCACCCACGGGCCCCUCGCCGCCUGCCCAGGGGCGCGCUCGGUACUGACCAUCCCUCUCACUGGAGAGCCUCAGGGGCCCCCCAGCCUGCCCCGCACAUGCUCGACCCUGAUCCUGCAGUCCUGUGGCGCCCCAGAUCCGCUUCUGCUACAGCCACAGGCCCCUGGGGCCUCUCGCCUGGCCUGGACACCGGCCCCCUCAGAGCGGCAGCUACAGCGAGAGGCAGCUGAGGCCCUCGUAGGCCUGAAAGACUCACCCCAGGCUCCCCGCCUGACCCCUUCCGUGCCCCCCAGCCCUGCCUGGAUCUCCUUGCUCCACCCCUGUGGCCCACCAGCUUCCACUGGAGGCAGAGGGUUCCAGCCCGUGGGCCCCGCCCUCCGCCCCAGCCCGGGGCCCUCCGUGGCCUUCCACAUCGGCCGUCUGGGCUCCAUCUCCCUGCUGAGCUAG
Messenger RNA from Lepus europaeus (European hare), 1119 nucleotides. It is a transcript of the gene DMRTC2, whose product is annotated as DMRT like family C2. The record is from RefSeq and is a predicted model, not a curated record. NCBI's taxonomy places the organism in Eukaryota, Metazoa, Chordata, Mammalia, Lagomorpha, Leporidae. Gene Ontology annotation, cellular component: nucleus. The transcript is spliced from 8 exons. Gene Ontology annotation, molecular function: sequence-specific DNA binding. Gene Ontology annotation, biological process: regulation of DNA-templated transcription. Bases 1 to 1119 code for a protein of 372 amino acids.